Messenger RNA from Aspergillus aculeatus ATCC 16872, 507 nucleotides. RefSeq names its product short coiled-coil protein. Gene Ontology annotation, cellular component: trans-Golgi network. Lineage: Eukaryota; Fungi; Ascomycota; Eurotiomycetes; Eurotiales; Aspergillaceae. The coding region runs from base 1 to 507 and encodes 168 amino acids. The transcript has 2 exons. The record is from RefSeq and is a predicted model, not a curated record.
AUGGCGUCGACGUCAGACAUGCACGGUUCCUCGCCUGUCCCAACCCUGCCGCAUCCCCACGACAACGGUCGCUCGCAUAUGUCCUCACUUUCCUCAUCCUCAUCCAUCUCUGACGUCGAAACCGAACGAAGAGGACGAUCCGAACGCCCUCGCAUGGCCAGUCGAAAACCGAGUGCGUCCAUCCUUGUACCACGAGAUCACCCCGAAAUCGAGAUUGAAGAAGAGGAAUUCCCGCCCGACGACGCGCGCGCCAUGAGUCCCCGCCGAAAUUCCGCAGAUCUGGAGCGACUGGGCAAGGAGGCCAGGCAAACAUUACAGGAGCAAGCUAGAGCCCUUCAAUCCUCACUCCAAGCGCUAGCAGAACGCAUCGAAGCCGUGAAAUCCGAUCAUGACAAACUGGAAAGCGAAAACAAGUUCCUUCAGGAUUAUAUUGGUGGAUUGACCCGCAACAUGACCAAGACGGAAAUGGGACGGACGAGCACCAAAGUCAGAAAGGCGCAGAAAUAA